Molecule: messenger RNA, 629 nt
Organism: Drosophila serrata
Lineage: Eukaryota; Metazoa; Arthropoda; Insecta; Diptera; Drosophilidae
Source: RefSeq, a predicted model, not a curated record
GGGACCACAGAAACGAAUUGUGCGCGCCCAUGAGUUGAACCAGCGAGAAAGUCGAACACAAUCACUCAACAAAUCCCAGCCCCAGAGCAACCCAACUGUGAUAAAUUAAGCCAAAUAUCAAAAAACCAUAAAACUCACAAGAUGUCUGCUGCCAAUAAAGUGAACCACUUGGUGGGUGCCACCACCCGUUACAUUGCUGGCCGGAAUGCUGUGCAAACGGUGUACUGGAGGACCUCCGCUGGACCCAAUCCCCGGAUGGUGAAGACGAACAAAUUUUGCGAGUUCGAUCGCAGCCAAAAGGCGCCCCAGAGUGUCCGGCUGCAGAAGUACAAUCGCAGCUUCCUCCGGGAUUGAGCAGAGUGAUCCAGAGUCCUCCAGUUCCGCCCUAAUGACAUGUUCCUAAUGUAGUUCUUCUCUUCAUACAACAUAUGUAUAUUUUUUUUGGCGUGCACUUUGUAUUUAUUGUGUAUAGUAUUUUGUAAGGCCGAUAUAUGUAGAAUUAAUCGAAUCCAAAACGAAGCCAGCGCUACGAUCUGUCAUGUACCUUGGCAUUAAAAAUAAUAACAAAGAUUAAAAAAUAAAAUAAAAUAAAUGCAAAUGCUUUCUAGCGCGUAGUAUUUACACGAAUA